AUGGAGGUGCAAAGCAAAGCAAUGGCUGAAGAACAUCUUGCAGGGAUUGAUUUUUUGCCAGAGGUGUCACCAUUGCUAGGUGGCUCUGAAAGCUCAAAUGAAGAAACAGCUAAGCAGUCUACUCUUAUAUCUGGUCUGUCACUGUAUCGUCAGCAGAAUCGAUUGCAAACAGUUGUGCAAAGAAUUCGUGCUAGAAAAAAGGCUCGACUGGCUCUUGUGGAGCAGUUUGAUUCUCUAAUGAAGUUGGAAUGGCCAGUUCUCGCCUGUAAAAGUGUGCCAUGGACCUCACAUAACCCUCGUUGCAGUUUGCAUGGCUGGUCAUCUCUUGGUUCAGCAUGCAAUGAAGCAUCUUCAGUUCCUGCUGUGGAUGCAGAAAAGGUCCAGGGUCCUGAUGUUUCAAUGGAGGUAAGAUCUGAUACUUCAAAGGAAGAGGUUGAAAACACAAGAGAGGAUGGGGAACUUCCGUCCUUAACUUUGGCUACUGCUGGAGUAAAUGAUGCUACUCCCGCACCAACUAGAGGAACUAAUUCUGAUCAUUCCAGAAAGCUUGGUUUCAUUUCAAAGUGUGUCAUAUCUCCCCUUAACAAGGGAAAGUCUCCAAGUUUUAAGAAACAUGAGGAGGAUGUGGACCUUAUAAUGGAAUCUGAUAGCCAACCAGCUCAAGUUGAACAGGACACUGAUAACAUGCCUGGAAGUACAGUGCCUUAUGUAGAUGACAAGUCAUGGGCUGAUUGCAGGGUUGAGGACUAUAUUCUUGUCUUAACUAGAAAGACUCAUGAUGGUGAAAAGACCAUGAGAUUAGAAGCCCAGGCAAAUUUGCCUUUUUUUCCGUGCAUUUGUUGGAAUGCUCAACCAAGUCAGUGUAUUUGUCAAAUUUUUGUCGACACCAGCUGCACCUAUUAUUCUUGUCCUUGUCCUUGCCCUGGCCCUGUUUGGGCUGAGUAUUGGUGGGUUUUGAUUCCUUCCUUGGGGCACUUUUCGGCUGAUGUACUUUCUUGCUCCAUUUGUUUCCUCCCAUCUGCAUCGGAAUUCAAACUAGAUGAUCCAGAACAGGUUGACUGCCUUAGCUGGAAUAAUGAAUCCUCAGGUGCAUUCUCAGUCAGUUCAGCCUACGGCCUGGCCACGAAUCAACAGGGAUCCAUUGAAGCAGCCAAAUGGAAUGCAAUGCAAUUUGGAAACUUAAGACGCCUAGCCGCAUUAUAACUUUUCUUUGGUUAGUCCGCCAUGAGAAAAUAAUGACCAACCGCCAAAGAGUCAAGAGAGGUCUAGCUGAAUGUGAUAAGUGUUGGCUGUGUAGAGAUAAGGUUGAAGAUGCCAACCAUGUCUUACGGAAGUGCCCAGCGGCAAUGGAAGUCUGGGCUAGAGUGCUCCCUAAUUUCCAAACAAGGACUAGUGCUGAAUCUUUGUGAUUGGCUGGAUAAAGGGAUAUCUCUUAGAGCUAAUGGUUGAAGACUGGAAAGUGAUAGUUCGCCAUCACAGCUUGGUGGGUAUGGAAGUGGAGAAACAAUGCCAUUUUCAACAACACCCUAUAUCCCCUCACCUCAAAGAUAUCAUGGAUCUUUUCCCAAGUUCAGGGUUAAUGCACCCUUCGCCAAAGCUAGAUGCCCCCAGCUGCCGAUUAUCUAGCAGGAAUAGCUAAGAACUACCCGAAAGGCUGGCAGCUGUUCAAUCAGCCCCCAGACGACCUCUUAAGACAUUUUGGACAGAGAUAACAUGGUUGGCCUUUUUGGCGUUAUAUAUAGAACUAACUAGUCAAAAAUUUCCCCUUCCAACUUAAAUAAAAAAAACUUAAUUUUUUUUAAA
Messenger RNA from Ipomoea triloba (trilobed morning glory), 1803 nucleotides. RefSeq names its product THO complex subunit 5B-like. Gene Ontology annotation, molecular function: mRNA binding. Lineage: Eukaryota; Viridiplantae; Streptophyta; Magnoliopsida; Solanales; Convolvulaceae. The coding region runs from base 1 to 1203 and encodes 400 amino acids. The record is from RefSeq and is a predicted model, not a curated record. Gene Ontology annotation, cellular component: THO complex part of transcription export complex. Gene Ontology annotation, biological process: positive regulation of DNA-templated transcription, elongation; mRNA export from nucleus. The transcript has 4 exons.